This is a messenger RNA of Monopterus albus (swamp eel), 1171 nucleotides long. It is a transcript of the gene mettl26, whose product is annotated as methyltransferase like 26. The coding region runs from base 82 to 702 and encodes 206 amino acids. The transcript has 7 exons. NCBI's taxonomy places the organism in Eukaryota, Metazoa, Chordata, Actinopteri, Synbranchiformes, Synbranchidae. The record is from RefSeq and is a predicted model, not a curated record.
UUUUCACCGUGCUCGCAUUAGUGCCCGUACAUUGUUCCUAUUGGAUGUGAGUUCAAUCACUUACACCUGGGGUUGGGCACGAUGUUGAGCGCCGCCGCCGCGGACAGGAACAAGGGGCACAUCCUGGCGGUGCUCCGAGAGAGCGUGAACACCGGGAAACCUCUGCAGGCUCUGGAGAUCGCCUCUGGUACCGGGCAGCAUGUUAUACACUUCGCUCAGGCCCUGCGGAAUAUAAUCUGGCAACCCUCCGAGUAUGACCGACAGACUCUUGCCAGUAUAGAAGCGUACAGAGCUGGCUACCCAAUGAACAAUGUGAAGCCUGCCAUCCACCUGGAUGUUUCUUUGCCCCAUCAGUACUGGGGAGGGAUCCAGCCAGAGAGCUUCGACCUGGUUGUCAACAUCAACAUGAUCCACAUCUCUCCAAUGGCUUGUACAGAGGGUUUAUUCAGAGGGGCGGGAGCAGUGUUGAAGCCGCGAGGUCUUCUAUUGACAUAUGGGCCCUAUGCAGUAAAUGGUCAGAUUACCCCCCAAAGCAAUGUUGACUUUAACUACAGCCUGCGACAGAGGAACCCAGAGUGGGGCCUACGGGAUAUCUCCCUCCUCAGCUCUUUAGCACAAAAGAAUGGCUUAUUCCUAGAGAAAAUAGUGGACAUGCCAGCAAACAACAAGUGUCUUCUGUUCAGGAAGGAGAGUGUGGUGUGAAGUUUGCUGCUGUUCCUUCUCUGCUUGCAGAGCAGGGUGGUCAAAGCGCCUUAACUUCAUCUGAAGCUCAGAUAUGUGCGUUGCCAAAUAUCCCAGAACUGGAAAUGAAUGAGUUUCUACAUGUUCAUGAAAUCAUUACAUGAAAUCGUUUGAGCCACAACUGUUAUACUCCAAUAUAUGAUACACAGUAUUCUUCAGUAUUGCACACUUAAAAUGAAUAAGGCUCACAGCUGUAUGUUGCCUGUAUAAUACAUAUACUUUAAAACAGCCGUAUACUCUUUUUUUUAAGUUAUUUAUUCAGAUUACAAACUGUUGGUAAAACUUAGCAGAAGUGCUUUGCUGAGAGAAUGUGCUGUACAUUACGUCUUGCAAGUAUACACAACAAAAGUGAUGCUAUAUAAAAUACCUGUGUAAAUGACUAAUAUAAAGAGCUCAAUACAAUAAUAAAUGUAAUGCAAUAAAAUAGAAA